Elgaria multicarinata webbii is the source of this 3231-nucleotide messenger RNA. RefSeq names its product adrenoceptor beta 2 (gene ADRB2). The record is from RefSeq and is a predicted model, not a curated record. The transcript is spliced from 2 exons. NCBI's taxonomy places the organism in Eukaryota, Metazoa, Chordata, Lepidosauria, Squamata, Anguidae. Gene Ontology annotation, biological process: negative regulation of smooth muscle contraction; adenylate cyclase-activating adrenergic receptor signaling pathway; norepinephrine-epinephrine-mediated vasodilation involved in regulation of systemic arterial blood pressure. Bases 158 to 1387 code for a protein of 409 amino acids. Gene Ontology annotation, molecular function: beta2-adrenergic receptor activity; norepinephrine binding. Gene Ontology annotation, cellular component: plasma membrane.
AUCCGUCACGCACACGCAGAGGGAGGGGCGGGGACGGCUUGGCGGCGGAGCCUCCGCGCGCUGCGAGCGGAGUUGCUGGGACUUGCUGGAAGUAAGAGCGGCGGCGGCCAAGGCGAUCGGAACUUUUCGAGCUGCCUGCCUAUAGCUCGCUAGCGCUAUGGAAACAGUGAGCGCCGCCAGCUCGGUGCAGCCCAUGUUGAGCGCGAAUGGCAGCGGCGACGGGCAUUGCCGGGGCAAUUGCACCGAGUCCAACGAGAGCUGGGCGGUGGGCAUGGGCAUCCUCAUGUCCCUGAUCGUGCUGGCCAUCGUCUUUGGCAACGUGCUGGUGAUCACGGCCAUCGCCCGGUUCCAGAGGCUGCAGACCGUCACCAACUACUUCAUCACCUCCCUGGCUUGUGCGGACCUGCUGAUGGGGCUGGGGGUGGUCCCUUUCGGAGCCAGCCACAUCAUCCAGCGCACCUGGAAGUUCGGGAGCUUCUGGUGCAAGUUUUGGACCUCCAUCGACGUGCUGUGCGUAACAGCCAGCAUCGAGACUCUCUGCGUAAUUGCCGUGGACAGGUACUUCGCCAUCACUUCCCCUUUCAAGUAUCAAAGCCAUUUGACCAAGAAUAAAGCCAGGAUGGUCAUCCUGUUAGUUUGGCUCAUUUCUAUCCUGACAUCCUUCUUGCCUAUCUGGGUGGACUGGUACAAAUCUGACAAGCCAGAGGCUACAAAGUGCUAUAAUGACGAGACUUGCUGUGACUUCUUCAUCAACCGAGAGUAUGCCAUUGCUUCUUCCAUCAUCUCCUUCUAUUUGCCGUUGGUGGUCAUGGUUUUUGUCUAUGCUAGGGUCUUCCAGGUUGCCCAGAAGCACCUCAAGAAGAUCGACAAAUGUGAAGGGCGGUUCCAUCAGCAAAGUUUACAGCACGAGCAAAAUGCUGGGAAGGCAGGUCACAGGAGAGCGUCCAAGUUUUGCUUGAAAGAACACAAAGCUCUCAAAACCUUGGGCAUUAUCAUGGGCACCUUUACCUUGUGUUGGCUGCCUUUCUUCAUUGUCCACAUUGUGCAUGCCAUCCAUGAGCCCUUGAUUCCCAAUUCCGUGUACAUCAUUUUGAACUGGGUGGGAUAUGUCAAUUCUGCUUUCAACCCCUUAAUUUACUGCCGAAGCCCAGACUUCAGGUAUGCUUUCCAGGAGAUCCUCUGCUUCCGGAGGACUGUCCCGAAAUUGUACAUCAAUGGAUAUUCCAAUAGCAAUGGGAAAGGCGACUUCAAUGAGGAUCACAAUGGCUAUCAUAUGGGACACGAGACGGCUAGCGAAUUGCUGUGUGAAGAAGGAUGCCCCCCUACUGGGGAAGCGUUUUUGCAUUGCAAAGAUAUCCCCGGCUGUCCUGGAAUGGUUGAAAGCUGAAUGGGCCAACGCCUCUUCUUCAUCGCUGUUGGCAGCUCACAGAAGCUUGUGAAGAGACAAGUCCAAGUUCAGCCAUGCGUCCGACGGACUGGGAGAACUACACAUUCCUUCGUAGACGGAUAAAGGAAAGGGCAGUAAGCCGAGACACCAGACUGAAAUGGCAGGAAUCUGCAGUGAAUGACCCAUUUUGGGGACCCAGCUGUGAGAAACCAGAUCCGUUCUGUAAAGCUCCUCUUUGAGGUUGGGUUGGUGGAGCCUACGCAGUGCAAUAACGAAACACUUCCUUGAAGCCAAACAAUUAUGAGUUUCCAGAGGCAGAGGAAGAGUUAAAUAUCCUCAAGGCCUUGAAAUGCUUUGGGAAUACAUUUCCCCAUCUUAUCGCUAACCCACAAGUGGAAGGGACAACAAACAUCAAACUUCCUGGUGAAGCCAGAAGAUUACUAUGAUUGGACAUGAUCUCAGUGCAACCCGUGUGAUUCAAGUAUGAAAAGAACCCUGGAAGUAAUCAACAGAAAAGCAUGAUCAAAACUAAAUUUGUUUAAAAUGCCUUUUUGAAACUAGUUUGUGUUCCUGCACAUCUUCAGCCAACUUCUUCAAAGCAAAGACACCCCCCCAGUGUGACAUGAUACCAAACAGACUGAAGUGAACCAUUGCCCUGAGAUAAGAUUUGAAAACAUUCACUAAACUUUAACAACUGUUAUUUUUAAAUCAACAUUUACUCAAAUUUUAUCAACUCAACUUUUUAGAGACAGAUCUGAUAGAUACUGACUGCUGUGUAAUUUCAUUUCAGAGAGGACUGCAAAAGGUCAAGAUUGGAAGCCAGCUUCUCUCUCUUUCCUAACUUUUAAGCAACCGAACACCCCUCGUUUACAUUUCUUAAAGUAGAUUUUCUUGCAUGAGCAUAGAGCUAUUGUACAGUGCCUGAAUUCUUCCUUUGGAACAUGGAGAGGUCUGGACAUGUCUACUGAACUUGCUUCAGGUGCUGCUGAAUAAUAUCCCCUUUGUUUAGUUGUUAGAAGAGAAUUGGCCAUUCCAAAUAUUUGGAAGAGGAACGAGCUCAUCUUGAGUGUCUGGGAGGGUCAAAUGAGUGCUGGGGAGAAGCUUACAUGAGGAUUUUGGAGUGUAAGUUGGGUAACAGGACAGCUUCAGGAUGGGGGUGAAUCUUCAGGGUUGUGAUUUUUAGAACAAAGGUUCACUCGUUGUGCAUUAAGUAUUCUAGGUAUACAAAAAAUUCCUUUCAAAUGUAACCCUUUUCAGCCUGGAAAGUAACAGCUUUAAAAUGCAGAAGAAAAGGCUCUUAGUUUGGAUUGUUAUAUUUAAGGUUUUGACUUAGAGGAUGCCUGGCACUCUCUCAUGAAUUAUAAAGGCAUCUGUGUAUGUAGCCUUUUAUCCCUUCUGUUUGGAGUUCAGUAUUGCCUACACUCAAAAGACCUUUCAUCCUUCACUGCUUAUAGCUAAAGAGAAGAUAAACCCUGCACUAUAAACAGCCAGAACGCUGUCCAUCAGCAGAGAACCUGGUGGUCCUGCCAUUUUGGAUGACAAAUGAUUGUCUUGCUGUUUGCUCUCAUGGACUAUGUGCAAGCAUGAGGCUCGACUCAACAGAACUCUUUGAUCCCAAGGUAUCAUAUGGAAGGGAAGGGCAAGAGAGGAAGCGAUUUGGGACUCUGCCUGAGACAUGUUGGGCUUCCACCUGUGCUGCUUUAUAGUUGUGACAUGUAUUUAUUUAUUUAUUGGAUCAUGAUGUAAGAGGAGUUUCUUUUUCUAGCUUCUUAGCCUUCCUUUCUAAGGGGGAGAGGGUGACAAAAUCUCAUGGAGCAAUGGGCCACUGGCUCCACCAAAAUAAA